Messenger RNA from Mollisia scopiformis, 923 nucleotides. RefSeq lists its product as uncharacterized. The coding region runs from base 105 to 764 and encodes 219 amino acids. The transcript is spliced from 2 exons. Lineage: Eukaryota; Fungi; Ascomycota; Leotiomycetes; Helotiales; Mollisiaceae. Gene Ontology annotation, molecular function: protein binding. The record is from RefSeq and is a predicted model, not a curated record.
CAACCUAUUUCAAGGACAAGCCUCCCUCUGCAUUCGUUAUUGCGUGGGCACUAGCGCAGAAGUGCUAUCCACUAAUCCAAUAUCUUAUACGCAAUGGCUAGGAGAUGAAUGAGGGGCACGUGGUGACGAGAGGAUGUCCAACGUGGCUAGGCUCACUCGUUGUCCUGCGAGAUAUAGAUCUAACCCGCUUCCUCCUUGAUCAAGGCAUGGAUCCUCGCGUCGGAUCCUCCCCGCCGCCCAACCCCCGUAAACCUUUAUGGGGUAACAAAGGUUGGCUCCUCCACCUCGCAUCCAUGUUUAGUAGCCUCGAGACAUUCAUGCUCUUACGCUCGCACGGUGCAAACUUGUCCUACUCGCAUGCCCUCCAUGGCGCCGCGUGCGGUGGCCCAUCGCAAAUCCCUAUCAUCCGACACCUACUGGAUAGCAAAGAAGUCGAUGUGGGUGAGCUUGACGCCUAUCAUGUGCCACAUACGGGUACACCCUUGCUAGCGGCUAUCAUGAAGGGGCAUGUAGAGGUUGUGAAAGUGCUCUUGGAGUAUGGAGCGCAUCCUCUGACGUGCAUCCAGACUCCAUAUGAGACGAAUGCGGAGAAGUUGGCAAGGGGAUUGGGGAGGACAGAUGAGGAGGCUUCUAAAGAUAUUUUGAAGAUGUUGGAGGAAGCGAGAGUUGUGAGGGAGAGAGAGGGAAAAUUGGGUAAUGUGCCGAUUACGGGUGCGCGUAGGUCUGGUCCGUCUAGUACGUCUAGCACGAUUAAUGCGCCAUAGAAAGCAUAUAAAGUUGCUAAGUGAAAGCAUAAGCGUGCACUCCUAAAGGGAACUCAGCAUCCAUUAAGUGUCAAUCUGUUGAUAGAAAUUGCAUGCCAAAUGUGUGGAUUGGAGAUGCUUUAAUAGGGCGAGGUGGGCAUCUCCGGGGUUAGCCUAGAC